This is a messenger RNA of Verticillium nonalfalfae, 1866 nucleotides long. RefSeq lists its product as uncharacterized. The coding region runs from base 1 to 1866 and encodes 621 amino acids. The transcript has a single exon. The record is from RefSeq and is a predicted model, not a curated record. NCBI's taxonomy places the organism in Eukaryota, Fungi, Ascomycota, Sordariomycetes, Glomerellales, Plectosphaerellaceae. Gene Ontology annotation, cellular component: mitochondrion. Gene Ontology annotation, molecular function: oxidoreductase activity; molybdenum ion binding.
AUGAAGGCACCUCGACGCCUGACCUGCGAACUCUCGCAGCUGGCGACGACCCGACAAUACCUUGCCUCGACCGUGCGCCCCUCCUCCCGAUGUUGCCAAUACCUUCACACUUCGCCCUCACCUCGCGCCCCACCAAAGUCGUCCUCGCCGUCGUCCAGACCACGAACGUCUUGGUGGAGGUCGUCUCGACGCGCCAGGCCAGCAACCGUCACCCUCAUCGCCAGCGCCGGGCUGCUGUCAGCCUUCGCUGGAUUUGCUGAGCCGACGAGCACCACAAAAGACGAAGCGCCACCGCCCCCUGAGAAUAAUGACAGUCGAGACCCCAAGCUACCUCGCUUCAGGUUAUCUGAGGUCAAGGAACAUGGGCCCGACUCGGAGAGGCCGUGGGUCACCCACGAGGACAAGGUCUACGACAUUACAGACUGGAUCGGAGCACAUCCUGGAGGCGACGUCAUCCUGCGCGCCGCCGGAGGUAGCAUUGACCCCUACUGGAACAUCUUCACCGUCCACAAGGCCCCCUACGUUCGCGAGAUUCUUGCUCAGUACAUGAUCGGACUCAUCGACGUCGCCGAUCUUGUGGAUGGGCAGCCCCCGGCAGAGCUUAUCGAGGACCCUUUCCGAGACGAUCCCACCCGCGACCAGAGGCUGGUCAUCAUGACCUCGAAGCCGCGCAACGCUGAGACACCGCUGGACGAGCUGGCCGAGACAUUUGUCACACCGCAGGAGCUGUUUUACGUGCGUAAUCACAUGUGGGUGCCCAAGAUCGAAGACCCAAAGCAACACACUCUCACCAUUGAGCUCCUCGAUGGCACAACCAAGGACUACACCGUCGAAGACCUCAAGACCAAAUUCAAGCCCGUCAAGAUCGCCGCGACUCUCCAGUGCUCUGGCAACCGUCGCAAGGACAUGACAACCCAUGCUCGCGACACAAAUGGCAUCCAGUGGAACGUCGGCGCCAUCUCUAACGCCGUCUGGGAAGGCGUCAAGCUUUCCGACGUGCUGGCCGACGCAGGGUUCCCCCUCGCCGAAGCGCGCGCAGGUGACACGGACGCUCGCCACGUGCAGUUUGCCGGUCUCGAAUCAUACGGCGCCUCCAUCCCCAUCGAUCCUGUUCUUGACCCCCGCGGCGACGUGAUCGUCGCCUACGCUAUGAACGGUGCACCACUGCCUCCUGAUCACGGUUUCCCCCUUCGCGCCCUCGUCCCCGGUUACGUUGCGGCGCGUUCCGUAAAGUGGCUUCGCCGUGUGAUUGUCUCUGAAGACGAAAGCCAGAGCCAGUGGCAACAAAAGGACUACAAGCUCUUCGGACCCAACCAGACCCAUCCCGACUGGACCACGGCACCCGCCAUUCAGGAGAUGCCGAUCACGAGCGCCAUCACCGCCGUCAAGCUCGGCCCCUGGACCACUGUGCCCCCCAUGAAGGCUCCUGGCGGCCGCCUCCUGACCCCGCCACCCGAGGCCCGCGGCCGCGAAGCAGCCGUCACGGGCUACGCCUACUCGGGCGGUGGACGCCGCAUCGUCCGCGUCGACGUCAGCCUCGACAACGGCCGCACCUGGGACCAGGCCAGACUCCUCGCCGACACGGUCAAGCCCGGUCCCGACCGGGCGUCCCAGGACCACGGCCACAAGUCCUGGGCCUGGCAGCGGUGGCGCUAUGAUGGCGUCGUGCCCUUUGGUGACGGCCCCGAGGGCGGCAAGGUGUGCUCAACGCUUCUCGUCAAGGCGACGGACGAGGCGUACAACGCCCAGCCCGACGGCUACGAGGCCAUCUGGAACUUUAGGGGCAACCUCACAAAUGCUUGGCAUCGGUACCGCGUCUGCUCCGAGUGUCAGGCCGAGAAGGCCGUCAACGAAGACAACAGGUGA